GCCGCCGGCUGCUCCGCGCGCGCCCGUCUCUCGCGCGUGCCCCGCACCGGCGCUCUCAGCGCGCCCUCUGACGGCCUCGUCGAGGCACCUCGCGCCCGCUGCCGCUCUCUCGCCAUGGCGGUGAGUCGUCUGCUGCGCUGACCCCUGCUGCUCCUGCUGAGCGCUGCCGCAGGACUCGACCUCGGCGCAGAUCGCCGAUGUGCUGGCGCGCGUGCAGGUGCAGCGCAAGCACAUGGAGGCCGCACAGAACCUGCGCGGCCUCACGUCGAACCAGGACGUGAUCCGCAACGCCGAGGCGCAGAUCCGCGAGGCGCAGCGCAACAUCUCCUACCUCGAAGAGUCGCUGCGCAGCCUGCAGGGGCGCCGCAGCAGCGGCGUGCCGUCGAGCGCCUCGUCCGGCGCGCCCGGCUCCGCCAGUGGCGCCGACGGCUCCAGCUGGACGGGCGCAUCGACGGCCAGCUUCGGCAGCCUCAGCGCGCCCGGCGCGCGCCAGUUUCCCGGCGACAGCUCGAGCAGCUACCUCGGCAGCUCGGCGGGCAGCGCGCGCUACGAGGAGCGCCCCGCGCCGCCGCCCAAGCACGGCGCCGAGCCGGGCUACGGGCCGCCGGGCAGCGCCGGCUAUGCGCCGCAGGGCAGCGCCGACUGGCGCCCGGCGCCCAUCGGCCGCAUGGGCACGAGUGCGCGCAAGCAGUACACGAAUCUGGAUCUGAUCAAGUACGACACGCCGCACACGACGGCCAAGAUCUCGCGCAUGCUUCACCAGCUCGAGUUCAAGCUGCAGAUCGAGCGGCAGAUGAAGCUCGGCAUCGACAAGAUGGCCAAGCUGUACAGCGUCGAGGGCGACCGCAAGAGCAAGAACGACGCCGAGUCGAAGCGCGUCGAGAGCGAAAAGAAGAUCAUGCUGCUGGGCCAGAGCCUGAAGCGCUACAAGCAGCUGCACGUCAUGGACGACGCCAGCGAGGAUGACGGCUCGGAGGACCGCCGGCCGAAUCUGCGCAAGCCGCUCUCGGGCACGCUGCAGGUCUCGGUGCGCAGCGCGCGCGACAUUGACCACACGCCGACGCCGCGCAUCGGGCGCAGCGUGCGCGAGUCGACCGUCGUCGUCAAGGUCGAGGACACGCCGCGGGCGCGCACGCACCCGUCGCGCACCGACCGCUGGCAGGAGGACUUUGAGGUGGCCGUCGACAAUGCCAACGAGAUCGAAGUGACGGUGUACGACCGCGUGGGCACGUCGAUGCCCGUGCCCGUCGGCAUGCUGUGGAUCCGCAUCUCGGACAUCGUCGAGGAGCUGCGCAAGAAGAAGUUCGGCCAGGUGGCGACCUUCCACGGCAACCCGGCCGGCGCCGCGGGCUGGGUCACGGCCGAGGACGUCGGCCAGGCGCCCGAUGGCGGCGGCGCGGGCGGCAUCGGCGGCGGUGGCAGCGGGCAGGACAUGUCCUUCCACAACGGGCCCGCCGGACAGCCCGUGCCGCUGGGCCCGACCUCAGAAGGCGUCGAGGCGUGGUUUGCCGUCGAGCCAGCGGGCGCCAUCUUCCUGCGGCUCAAUUUUGUCAAGCAAAACGUGCGCAAGCGGCCGUACGACGCGCGCCUCGGCCGCCAGGGCGCCGUGCGCAAGCGCAAGGAGGACGUCGCCGAGAUCAACGGGCACAAGUUCAUCAGCCGGCAGUUCUACCAGAUCAUCCGCUGCGCCCUCUGCGGCGAGCUGCUGCUCAACGCCGCCGGCUCGCAGUGCGAGGACUGCCGGUACACGUGCCACAAGAAGUGCGCGCAGAAGGUGGUGACAAAGUGCAUCAGCAAGAGCAACGCCGAGGCGGACCGCGACGAGGUCAAGAUCAAGCACCGCAUCCCGCACCGCUUCGUGCCGCUCACGAACAUCGGCGCCAACUGGUGCUGCCACUGCGGCUACAUCCUGCCGCUUGGCCGCAAGAACGCGCGCAAGUGCACGGAGUGCGACAUUACCACGCACAGCGACUGCGCACAUCUUGUGCCGGACCUGUGCGGCAUGUCGAUGGAGCUCGCGAACCAGCUGCUCGCCGACAUGGAGGCGAUCGACCGCGUCAAGUCGUCCGCCAAGACUCCGCAGAGCGGGUCCUUUGGCGCGCUGCCGCCGUCGACGCCGGCUGUGCAGCAGCAGUACCAGCAGCGGCCACCCGCGCCGGCGCAGGCGCAGGCUCCGCAGCCGUACCAGCCGCCGCCGCCGCCGCCGCAGCAGCAACAUCAGCAGAUGCAGCAGCCGGCAAACGGCGGCCGGCCGCCAGUGGGCCGCGUGCCUGCGCCUGCGCCCGAGGGCCGCAUGGCCGGCCUCGAGCAGCAGACGGCGCAGAUGGGCCUCGGUCGCGGUCACCUCGAGCAAGGGCCGGGCGCGCCGCCCGCCGCAUACCCGCAGCAGCCGCCGCAGCAGGCCUUCCAGCAGCAGCAGCCGCCAGCGCAGGCCGGGCCGAUGGGCGGCCGGCCCGCGCCGCCGCCGGCAUCAGCCGCGCCAUCCGAUGCCUUCGCUGCGUCGAAGCCGCCACGGCCUCUGCCGCAGCAGCCGGGCAGCGAGCUGCGCCACUCUGCGGCGCCGUCGAGCUCGUCGUCGAUCUCGAGCGCCGCGGGCGCCGGCGCCGUCGUGGCGCGCCCGCCGAUGGGCGUGCCGGCCCACUCGGCCACGUCGCUGGCCACGCUCGGCACCGACCAGGCGGCGCGCAACGUGGCGUCGUCGAAGCGCAAGAUCGGCCUCAACGACUUCAACUUCCUCGCCGUGCUGGGCAAGGGCAACUUUGGCAAGGUCAUGCUGGCCGAGGAGAAGAAGAGCGGCUACCUGUACGCCAUCAAGGUGCUGAAGAAGGAGUUCAUCAUCGAGAACGACGAGGUCGAGAGCACCAAGUCGGAGAAGCGCGUGUUUCUCGCCGCCGCGCGCGAGCGCCACCCGUUCCUGCUCGGGCUGCACUCGUGCUUCCAGACGCAGACGCGUGUGUACUUUGUCAUGGAGUACGUCAGCGGCGGCGACCUCAUGCUGCACAUCCAGCGCGAGCAGUUUACGCCGCGGCGCGCCAAGUUCUACGCCGCCGAGGUGCUGCUGGCGCUCGAAUACUUCCACAAGCAGGGCAUCAUCUACCGCGACCUCAAGCUCGACAACAUCCUGCUCACGCUCGACGGUCACGUCAAGGUCGCCGACUACGGCCUGUGCAAGGAGGAGAUGUGGUACGGCAACACGACGAGCACCUUCUGCGGCACGCCCGAGUUCAUGGCGCCCGAGAUCCUCCUCGAGCAGCGCUACGGGCGCGCCGUCGACUGGUGGGCGUUUGGCAUUCUCAUCUACGAGAUGCUCCUCGGCCAGGCGCCGUUCCGCGGCGACGACGAGGACGAGAUCUUCGAUGCGAUCCUCGAGGACGAGCCGCUGUACCCUAUCCACAUGCCGCCGGACUCGGUCAGCAUCCUGCACAAGCUCCUCGUGCGCGACCCCGCGCGGCGCCUCGGCUCGGGCCCCAACGAUGCCGAGGAGAUCAAGGCGCACCCCUUCUUCCGCGACGUCAACUGGGACGACAUGUUCCACAAGCGCGUGCCGCCGCCGUUCUGCCCGACGCUCAAGAACCCCAGCGACACGAGCUGGUUCGACACGGAGUUCACCAGCGAGAAGCCGACGCUGACGCCGGUGCACAGCGUGCUGAGCGACCAGGACCAGGCCGAGUUCAAGUCGUUCAGCUGGACUGCACCGCACGUCGGCUAGGCGCCGCGCCUGCCCUGCCCUGCCGCUGCGCCUCGCUGCCGCGGCGCGCCCCUCGUCUCCACUCCCGCCUGUGCCCGCAUGUGUCCCGCGCCUGCCCAACCAUCACGAUCUGUAGCUUGUCGCAUGUGUGUGGAGGGGGCGAGUGUUGCGCGCAAUCAGACUUUGAGAAGCG
Tilletiopsis washingtonensis is the source of this 3881-nucleotide messenger RNA. RefSeq lists its product as hypothetical. Bases 233 to 3709 code for a protein of 1158 amino acids. Gene Ontology annotation, molecular function: ATP binding; diacylglycerol-dependent serine/threonine kinase activity. The transcript is spliced from 11 exons. Gene Ontology annotation, biological process: protein phosphorylation; signal transduction; fungal-type cell wall biogenesis. Lineage: Eukaryota; Fungi; Basidiomycota; Exobasidiomycetes; Entylomatales. The record is from RefSeq and is a predicted model, not a curated record.